Molecule: messenger RNA, 1727 nt
Organism: Choloepus didactylus (southern two-toed sloth)
Lineage: Eukaryota; Metazoa; Chordata; Mammalia; Pilosa; Megalonychidae
Product: 26S proteasome non-ATPase regulatory subunit 12-like
Exons: 1
Coding region: 1-1371 (456 amino acids)
Cellular component (GO): proteasome regulatory particle, lid subcomplex; nuclear proteasome complex; cytoplasm
Source: RefSeq, a predicted model, not a curated record
AUGGCGGAAGGUGGUUCGGAGCGGGCCGACGGGCGCAUCGUCAAGAUGGAGGUGGACUAUAGCGCCACUGUGGAUCAGCGCCUGCCCGAAUGCGAGAAGCUGGCCAAGGAAGGAAGACUUCAAGAAGUCAUUGAAACCCUUCUCUCUUUGGAAAAACAGACCUGUACUGCUUCUGAUAUGGUGUCUACAUCCCGUAUCUUAGUUGCAGUAGUGAAGAUGUGCUAUGAGGCUAAAGAAUGGGAUUUACUUAAUGAAAACAUUAUGCUUUUGUCAAAACGGCGGAGUCAGUUAAAACAAGCUGUUGCAAAAAUGGUUCAACAGUGCUGUACUUAUGUUGAAGAAAUCACAGACCUCCCAGUCAAACUUCGAUUAAUUGAUACUCUACGAAUGGUUACAGAAGGAAAGAUCUAUGUUGAAAUUGAGCGUGCUCGACUGACUAAAACAUUAGCAACUAUAAAAGAACAAAAUGGUGAUGUGAAAGAGGCAGCCUCCAUUUUACAAGAGUUACAGGUGGAAACCUAUGGGUCAAUGGAAAAGAAAGAGCGAGUGGAGUUUAUUUUGGAGCAAAUGAGGCUUUGCCUAGCUGUGAAGGAUUACAUUCGUACACAAAUCAUCAGCAAGAAAAUUAACACCAAAUUUUUCCAGGAAGAAAAUACAGAGAAAUUAAAGUUGAAAUAUUAUAAUUUAAUGAUUCAGCUGGAUCAACAUGAGGGAUCCUAUUUGUCUAUUUGUAAGCACUACAGAGCAAUAUAUGAUACUCCCUGUAUACAGGCAGAAAGUGAAAAGUGGCAGCAGGCUCUGAAAAGUGUUGUUCUCUAUGUUAUCUUGGCUCCUUUUGACAAUGAACAAUCAGAUUUGGUUCACCGAAUAAGCAGUGACAAGAAGUUAGAAGAAAUUCCUAAAUACAAGGAUCUUUUAAAGCUUUUUACCACAAUGGAGUUGAUGCGUUGGUCUACACUUGUUGAGGAUUAUGGAAUGGAAUUAAGAGAAGGUUCUCUUGAGAGUCCAGCCACUGAUGUUUUUGGUUAUACAGAGGAAGGUGAAAAAAGGUGGAAAGACUUGAAGAACAGAGUUGUUGAACAUAAUAUUAGAAUAAUGGCCAAGUAUUACACGAGGAUAACAAUGAAGAGGAUGGCACAACUUCUGGAUCUAUCUGUUGAUGAAUCAGAGGCUUUUCUCUCAAAUUUAGUAGUUAACAAGACCAUCUUUGCUAAAGUAGACAGGUUGGCAGGAAUUAUCAACUUCCAGAGACCCAAGGAUCCAAAUAAUUUAUUAAAUGACUGGUCUCAGAAACUGAACUCAUUGAUGUCUCUGGUUAACAAAACUACACACCUCAUUGCCAAAGAGGAGAUGAUACAUAAUCUACAAUAAGGGGUCUUAGUGCCCUUGAUGCUUUUAGAAAAGAGUUAAAAUUGGAGGUGAUUAAAGAAAAAAAAAGACUAUUAUCAUGGUGUAUAUGUUGGGUUUUUUCCCUUCUCAACUCCUUUGUCUAAAAUUUAAAAGAUAGUGAAUAUCUUUGAGGCCCUUUUUAACUUUUAGGACCCCUGAUUUCAUUAAUUGUUUAACUUUAUGUUUGCAGUGGGUGCAAAAAUAUAACAUUUUUAUUGUCUGAGUACUCAAAAAGUUGUGUCAUAACUUACCCAAAUAUGUAUUCUAUUGUUUGAAACCUUUUUAGCUAUUUGUUUCAUUCCACUAACAACUAUAAUUAUAAUAAUAAAAGCAGUAUA